Molecule: messenger RNA, 7122 nt
Organism: Ostrea edulis (European flat oyster)
Lineage: Eukaryota; Metazoa; Mollusca; Bivalvia; Ostreida; Ostreidae
Exons: 7
Coding region: 1636-4995 (1119 amino acids)
Biological process (GO): regulation of transcription by RNA polymerase II
Molecular function (GO): RNA polymerase II cis-regulatory region sequence-specific DNA binding; DNA-binding transcription factor activity, RNA polymerase II-specific
Source: RefSeq, a predicted model, not a curated record
UGUAAAAAUAUGUGGCUUUAAUGGUUUCUGGCUUUUUGUUGCUAUUAGGUGAAUGAUUCCCGCACGUGAUUUUUUUUCUUUUUCUGGGGCUGAGUGCAAGAUAACUGGAGAUAUUUUCUGUGAAGAAACUAGUUGUACAUGUAGAUGCAAUUCUAGCAGGAUUGCCUGUGUAUAGAGUUCUGAUUGCCAACAGCUCAGGAGAUACCAUCAUUUUUAUACUUUGAAAGAAGGUUAAUUAGAGAAGUGUUUAUAGAAUGUUAUUUCUUCUGCCUUCUAUAGAGAAACGUGGUAAGUGCUCUCUUUUCUCUUACUGUUCUCUCUCAGAAAUGUUUUAACCGCAAAUGAUAUAAAUAAUUUAUAAUGGUAUUUACUUUGAUUUAAAUUGGCCCAUAUCAUCAAGUUAUCUUGCAUUGCUGUGUUUUGGAAGAAGGGGGUUGUUCAUGGAAUUUAGAAUCUACUGUUGAAUUCAUAAUGACAUAUACGUAAAAUGUAUGUCUGAAUUUAGUGAAUGUCAAUUUGCAUAAAAUGACAGCAUUUCUGUUGGUUGUUUUAUGAUUAAUAAGGUGUUCAUUUGUUAAGAAGCACUAUGUAUCGGGAGGAGCAUUUAACUCAGGUAGACGCUCUCAUUUAUUUUCUUCACUAAAGUCCCAGUUCUGUUCCCUGAAUGAUGUUAAUGUUCAACUCAUUUUUCAUAGUAUUGAUAAAUUUUAAGAGAAAAGCCCAUAUAUAAUCCUCUUUAGUUUUUUCCCCUUUAGGCUAUAUAGCGUCUGAUCAAAGGUGAAUUAUUGGUCUUCUAAAAUUAUUGAUGUACAGGUAGUGUUUCUUGUGCAAAUUCACUAAAUGGUUUUACAACCCAUUUACAGCUUUUUAAAAAUAACUUUGUACCAGUACUGUAUUCAAAAUUCGUGAACUAAAAUUUUGUCCAACAGAUGGUCAUUUUAAACUGCUCAGUGCUGACAGUUCUGUAUAUCUAGCUGUAUCAAUUCAAUUUUUAGGGUUGAAUUCACGAAAUCGCCUUAUUUGUGCUAUGAAAUUGUUUCCUUCGAUAACAAAAAUUAAUAAUUAAAAAAAGAUGAUAAUUAGAAAUGUAUACUUUUCUGAGUUUUGUGUUUUUCUGGCUGUUGAACGUGAACAAAAUUUUGAAUGUGUUUGCGAAAAAUGGAAAUCAAUUGACUAUUCUUAAUUUAUAAAAAUAAAUCACAGAAACAGAUAUUGGUGGAACAGAUUUCGCCAUAGUGCUCCAGGCUCAAUUUGGUCCAGUGUUGAUUGUUUAAUUUCUUGGUAUUGAAUUAAUGAUGCAGUGUUUCUGCAGAAUUAACAACUGUACCUUCAGGGAAGGUAUGGCUGCAUCCAUGACGAUUUAUUAAGAGAGAACCGUGAAUGCAUAUUUUCCCCAAAGGUUUACUUUUUAGAGGAUUUAUAUUAUCUGAUGGAUAUUGAUAUGGGAAGUCUAGCCAAUUUUUUUUUAUUAACUCUUUAUUCCUACAGAUUGUAACCAACAUAAGAAACCAAUGCAAAAAAAAAAAAAAAAAAGGAUUUUCUUGGGUUAUUACAGAUGUGAAUAUACAUGUACUACAAAAAUUGUGGUUAGAAUUAAGGCUGUGCAGUUAACCUCUAAAGUAGACAUGCAUUUUGAUGGGAUAUAAUUUCUUUUGCAGGGUUGCCAAAAUGGCUGUAAAUAUUAAAACAGAGCCACCCGGGAUAUUUUCUUGUAUCAAUGUCAAUGUGAUGGAUGACGAUAAAGAAAAAUCCAAUCAAAUGCGAAGAACAAUGAUCAAAAGAGAAGCUAUGGAUCCAAAGUUUCGUAAAGAACUCAAAGUGGAUGUUGGAACUGGGAACUUUCAAAAUAUGAUGGAGUACAGGGAGGCUCCUGCUAGUCCCGGGGCAUCCAGUGUCCACAGCCUGGAUAAUGGAGGGAUGGACAAUUUGGGAUCCCCCACCACUCCAUCCUCACCCACUCCCACGGCCCCCGUAGAAAUCCCAGACGAGCGCUUGCCAAACGAGCUUUUAGAUGAAAUCUGUGAGGAUAUUGGGAUGAAGGAGGGAAUGGAGCUAGAUUUUGUGGAGUUCCUUAUGGAGCAAGAUAUGGUGGACCCCCAAGUGUACAUGACCCCAGAGGCUAUACGGAACACACUGUCAUCAGUAGCUUCUACGCCGGCAGCACAGACCCACAGUGGUAUGAAGUCAGCCCCACAGCCUCAAGUGACUUCUACUCCCAAGAACACUGACAGUAACUGGGCAUCCAGAGGAUGCAGCAGUCCUACAACUACUUACUCCGUGGCUUCCAGCACAAAUUGCACUGUGGCAACUUCUAGUGGGUCAAGCAGUCCGGUAGCUAAGAGGUUCCACCUGUCAACAUCAGGGCCCUCCAGUCCUGUGCGGACCACAGCUCCUCCACUUUCGCCACAUGGAGGAGUUUUUAAGGCACCACCCACCCCACCCACACCUAGACGCUCCUCCCAAUCUCAGCAAAGUAUUGCUUCACCCAGCAUAUCCAGUACAGUUGGGCCUCAGGUACAGAGACCAUAUUCCCCUGCCAGUGUGCCUUUAUCUCCCUCACAGAAAUCCACGCCAUCUCAGUUCAACCAGACCCCAGGUCAGACACAGAUGGCCCCACCCAAGUCUAUUCCACCACACAUGCAUAGGCAAAACAGCCAGCACAGCUACCAGAGGCUGGGGAGACCAGCACCUCCCAAUGUCAACAUACAAAACAUGCCCCAGCAGCAAAAGUGGGCAGGUCCACCCAGCGGUCAGAUGCCUAAUGGCAUGAUGAGCAAUCAGCAGUGUUCUAUGAACAACUUGGGGUAUUCUAGUAACCAACAGUACCAGAGGUCAAUGGACCCUUCAUGUACCAAUGGAUACUAUUCAGGAGAUACAAGUGGUGUUAGAAUGUAUGGGUCUUCAACAGUGUCCUCAACCGUCCCGUCCACUGCUUCAUCCGCGCAGACAGCCAUCCACUCUCACUCAUACAACAACCGUCAGCCCAUGCAAAACAUGCCUCCUCAGCAGCAGAAGACUGUCCAUUUCAGUGAUCUGCAAGGGCAUCAACAAAAUGGAGUACCGCUCCAGAGACAGAACUCUACAGGAUACAAUCAAGGCUAUGAGUCCAGUGACUGUGAUUUAGAAAAUGAGUUUAGUCAGAGAAAUGUGCCAUCUAAGAUCAUGCCUCGCCUAACACCCUCCAUGAAGUCUGACAUUGCUCCCUAUAUGGUUCCUGGCAAUAACAAUGGAUCCAUGAGUCCUUAUGGAGACUACUCCAGGGGAAGCAAUAGUCGUCCAGGGAGUGGCGAUAAUCCUAUGGUUUCUAUGCAAAAUGACUAUUUUUCACAAAAGCCUGGUGAAAUAUAUAAUGUGGAUGAUAAUCAGAAUUCAAUGCACAUGAAUAAUUACAAUAAUUCUGUACAACACCCACAACAAAGUGACAUUCAAGAACCGGGAUACAGACCUUCUUGUUCAGGGGGUGCUCCUAUAGGAAUGCAGCCUCUAAGACAUUAUGAUGGACCAAACUGUGGCCUGCCACAAGGAGAGGCAUUAGGGGAUCUCAUGUACAUGGAUAGAACCGAUGCAUACAAAAUCGCCAUGGGAUAUUGUGAUACUCAAUAUGAACCACAAGGACAAAACAUGAACAACAGCUGUAUGAACAUGGACCAAAAAAUUAUCAAUUCUAAUCCAGGGUACCCAGGUGAAAAUUACUGUCAAAAUGCUAUGCAAAAUAAUGGACCACGUGGUAUUCCUAUGCAAAAUUCUCACAUGAUGGGAGGCCCACCCCAGGGCAACAUGUCUGGCAGUUAUGAUCAAAGUCAAUUUAACAAUCGUUUGCACCCAAGUGCCAAUAUGAACAAUCCAAUGUAUUCAAAUCCACAAACGCCGAUUAGUGCUGAAAACAUGCAGUGUCAGAACCCUGGAGUGAACGGACAGAACUGGGUCGGACCACAGCCCCCAGGGAUGCAUUCCAAACCUCCACACCAGGCAAUGUCUCAGGGAAUGAGCAUGCACCCGCAACAAGGCAUGCAGACCCCUGGGUCCAGCCCCCUGCCUCCCUGCACUCAGCCAAACUGCCAGAGUUGUAAAACAGGUUCUCCUCACCGGCCUCCCAUGUUGGCAUCACAACAGACGUUCAUUCAACAUCUCAUUUCCGACCGUUCUAAUGCCUUCCGCUCUCAUCCUCUCUUUCCUUUACUACGAGAUCUCAUCAUUGCGGAUAUGAACUUUUGUUCUCCAAGCUUUCCUUACCAACUCAUAAGUAAUCUACCCGCCGAUUUCGACAAGCUAUUGCAGAAUUUCCUAUCUCGGAACCCACCUUCAGGAACAUAUCAAGGCAAUUUUGCAAUAGAGAGUGUCAUUAUGGAUGCCCUGAAGUAUGCUCAUCACUGCCUUAUAGAGAAAAUUCGGGAUAGACAGGAACAAGACAAAGUCAGUAAGAGCACGUCUAAAUCCUUGAGUGCCAUCGAAGAAUUUUGUGAAAAGUUUGACCGCUCAGUCCGGCAAAACAUCAUCAAGCCAGCAACUUUCCAGCUGCCAAACCACAACGGAGCGGUAAGCUCAUCAAGCUUGCCUGGCCAACCAAUUGGAGGAAACAUGACCCCCACCAUGGGCACUCCCACGAAGGACCACAAGUAUUCAGAGAUGGAUAGCAUGAUGAUGCAGGGUUUGUUUUCUUCACCAAAUGCAAAGAAAGGCCUAGAUCUGAGCGUUAUGUGUUCACCACAUUUCAAGUCGCUGAAGGAUCUGGCGGACUGCAGUGACUCAACUAGCAUUGUCAGCAGCAGCAGUAAUCACGGAAAGUCCGAGUCCAAAAAACACCCUAGUCUGCCCAAAGAGGCUGUGGCCAUCAUGUUGGAAUGGUUAAGACAACACAAAGACAAUCCCUACCCCAACGAUGAUGAAAAGGCAAUGUUAAUUAAACAAACGGGACUGACUAUCAAUCAAAUCAAUUACUGGUUCACAAAUGCACGAAGAAGAAUUCUACCAAAGUGGGCCCAGCAGUGUAAGUGAGAUGGAAUUCUGCCCUGAAUUGCUCAAUUUCGGGAGGAAAUGGCUUAGAAUUCUCGGAUUUGCACAUAUCACCCUUCAGUGCCUGGAGUUUUAGUCCAAGGAAGGUAACUCCUACAACUUCCUGCAUGUGGCGAGAAAGUCUGGUGUCUGGAGUGGACAGUACACAUCAGCAUUUUGAGACAGCAUUCAGAGAUAUUUGAUUAAUGUGUUCAUUGUCCAUGACAAUUCUUGGUUAGUGCUUUGUUUACAAAUCUAUUUAGAGUAUUUUGUGAUCUAGGAUAAUAUCAAAGCCUUUGUACUGCUAUGCACAGAAGUUAGCAUUGCGUUUCUCUGUGAUUGUAAACGGUCCUAGAAGGACUUUUUAUUUUGUAAGUAUUGUGUCCUAAGGACUAGUACGUUUUAUUUAUUUGUAGAUUUAGGGGGGGGAGAGAGAGCUGUUACCAAAGAUAUGUGUGUAAAUUCUACCAAAGUAAGCAAUAACUGGGGUUGUUUUUUGAGCUCCACACCGCUCUAUGUGUGGCUUUUACUCCGAAUUGAUGUAGUAUUUAUGGUUACCUGUAACACUUAUUUAAUAUUUAAUAUCCUAUUUUAUAAGGACACAAACUUGAAAAACACUCUUAGUUUCAGUGUUUCUGUCAAAUAUUUUACCGAUUUUUUUUUUUUUUUAAAUUUUUUUUUUACACUUUUAAGUGACAUGCAUGUAUUUUUAUUUAUUUAUUUUUUUAAGAUGUUCUUUUUUUUUGUCAAUUUAAGACAAAUUAACGACCAGAGAGAUCAAAGCAUGCAUAAGGUGAAUACUAAAGAAUGUGCCAAACACAUCUCCUGUUUGUCUUGUAUUCCGCGAGAAUUUGGUGCAGUUUGUAACAUGUAGAUAUAGCAAUAAGAAUACUCAGUUUGACUUGUUUUAGUUAUAAGUAUGAAAUGUAGUCAUUAUAAACAAAUUAACCUGAUCUGUUCCAAAUCUUCAGGGAGGUUAAUGUAGUUAAAAAGGAGGAGUUCCUAAAGUAACAUAGGAUUCUCUUCUUUUUCCCCCGAUAAGUCAGAAUUUGUAGCUUAUCGAGGCCUUGGCAUUUCUCUGAUGCUCUUUUCAAAGAAUUGUAGACCUCAGCAGAGUUUGUAUAUAGAGUGUACAUUGAAGUCAUUAUCAUAUUAUGAAGUCGUUUUUUUAUCUUUCUUAGAGUUUUAUUGUAAGAGUUUAUCACAGUUUUAUAUAAUGCAUGUACAUGAAUGAAUGGGCUUGGUAUUCCAUUUCACAGUAUAUGUGUUUGUAACAUUUUUGUUUAGAAUUGUGAUUUUUAUAGAUGGGUGUUUUUUUUUUACUGCAGUAUUGAAAGCAUACACUUUUGCUGUUUUAUUUUCAUCAGUCUUUUAAUUUAGGGUUGUUUUUUUUUUUUUUUUUUGUUACUUGAACAAUUGAUGCAUUUUACAAUAUUUUUUAAAAGAGAUUUUUUUGACAGUCGUUUUACAGAUAAACAUGAAAUGAUGGGGGGAAAUGAUUUGAAUAAAAAAGAAUUUCCUUAUAAAUAUUAAAAGGGUAGGGGGAGAGAAUUGCUUUAGGCUGUCCCAAAGAUCUUUGAUGGAACACGGUAUGUGAGCUUUAAUUUAGUCACAAGCGUUUGUGUCAGUUAUUCAUUCCAGGAUGGUUUAAGUUUAUGUAACAUUGGUUGUAAAGCACAAAAAUACCUCACGAGAAUGGAGAAAGACAUAUCAUAUACACCGUAAUCAUUCAGUUUGAAUCAAAUCAUCAGUAAAUACCUACUAAACAAAUUCAUUCAUACAUUUAAGUUCAUUGUUUGGAAGUACUCCCAGGCGAUGGAAAUACCAGUGUCUGAUACAAUCUUGUUGUCAAUUGUUGCUAGCUAAUUUGUAAUGCAAACGUAGAAACUGCAAUAAAGGUCCGGUUGAUGGCUGAUUGUUUAAGUUAGGACUGUGCCUUGAUUCUAAAUCAACUUUUUACAAAUCAUGGUAUUUUCUGAUAUGUAUAUGAUAGGUUGUAACCUUGCAGCAUGUACAUAGAUGUGCCUUAUAACAUGCUAUUCUUAGAUGUAAAUCGUGUUUUCCACUAUGAGAAUGCCUAGACUUUAACUUUUUUUUUUUUACCUCAUUAAAAUUGUGAUGUUGAUUUUA